UUAUAGCGUUUUAGUGUUUCUCUUCUGACUUCGGAGGAGAAAGAAGAAGGAAAAAAAAAGUCAGUUACAACAAGGACUUCAAUGGCGCUCUCGAAUACUAUCUUCUCUGCUACUCAUCCUCGCCCUUCUUCUUCCGCGAUCAGCCGGCGAACUCGUUUCCCCGCUCAGAUUCCACCUCCAGAUCUAUCGCUUGCUUUGUUCGGUGAUCGCCGCAACUUCGUAAUGCCUCUAUUGACGAUGAGUAUGAGAAACCGUGUAUAUACUUCGAUUAACAGCACUGAUGAUGCCUCAGCUCCUUAUCCGAAAUCAGAAGACAACGACGAUGACUCUGUUCCAAUGCCAAUGGUUUUUAUAGACCAGGAUGCUGACCCUGAAGCUACUAUUGUACAACUCAGUUUUGGAGAUCGUCUUGGGGCUCUCAUUGACACUAUGAGGGCGCUGAAAGAUUUGGGAUUGGAUGUAAUAAAAGGAACUGUCACAACUGAAGGAUCUGUUAAACAGACAAGGUUUUCUAUAACGAAACUAGACACUGGUCGGAAAGUGGAAGAUCCUGACUUGUUGGAGCAAAUUCGGUUAACAAUCAUCAACAAUCUCUUGAAAUACCAUCCGGAAUGUAGCGAACAACUUGCAAUGGGUGAGACAUUUGGAAUAAAGGCUCCAGAAAAUAAGGUUGAUGUUGAUAUCGCGACUCAUAUACAUGUUAAGGAAGACGGACCAAAGAGGAGCCUGCUUUGCAUAGAGACAGCCGACAGGCCAGGUCUGGUUGUAGAGAUGAUAAAAGUGAUGGCUGAUAUCAACAUAGACGUGGAAUCCGCAGAGAUAGACACAGAAGGCCUGGUUGCGAAAGAUAAAUUUCACGUAAGCUACCAAGGGCAAGCACUAAACAGUUCUUUGUCACAGGAGCUGGUGAACUGUCUGCGUUACUUCCUGAGAAGGCCUGAAACUGACAUCGAUAGCUACUAAGUGAACUUUGUCUGUUCAGAAACAUAAACAGCUUUCUAUCCUUCUUCACGAAACUUUCAAGUCUUCUGUUUCGAAGAUGAUGUGGAAGUUCCUAAUACUACAACUGAACCAUUGUGGCUAAAAAUAAAUAAAGAGUUGGGAUUUUGAGCCCUUUUGAAAAUAGUAAAAAACUCGUUUUUUUUUUUGUAUUUCUGUAAUAAAUGAUGUUGAACUACUUAGAAAAAAUGAUAAAUGAAGUAGUUUAAAUUA
Messenger RNA from Raphanus sativus (radish), 1212 nucleotides. RefSeq names its product ACT domain-containing protein ACR12. The transcript is spliced from 10 exons. Lineage: Eukaryota; Viridiplantae; Streptophyta; Magnoliopsida; Brassicales; Brassicaceae. The record is from RefSeq and is a predicted model, not a curated record. The coding region runs from base 82 to 963 and encodes 293 amino acids. Gene Ontology annotation, cellular component: chloroplast stroma; chloroplast thylakoid membrane.